This is a messenger RNA of Cloeon dipterum, 722 nucleotides long. RefSeq names its product peptidyl-prolyl cis-trans isomerase H. The record is from RefSeq and is a predicted model, not a curated record. Gene Ontology annotation, molecular function: peptidyl-prolyl cis-trans isomerase activity. Bases 100 to 654 code for a protein of 184 amino acids. NCBI's taxonomy places the organism in Eukaryota, Metazoa, Arthropoda, Insecta, Ephemeroptera, Baetidae. Gene Ontology annotation, cellular component: intracellular membrane-bounded organelle. Gene Ontology annotation, biological process: protein folding; protein peptidyl-prolyl isomerization. The transcript has 4 exons.
AGCAUUGCGAUUGCGUAGUUGCAAGUUGCAGAAGUUGUUGAUCAGCAAAGUAAAGUGUAAUUUGGUUCCUUUUGUAACAGAAAACAUUCAAGAUUCAAGAUGCCAACUUGGGCUCAGAUGCAAAACAGUUUGAGGAAUCCAAAUAAUCCUGUUGUUUUCUUCGAUGUGACGGUGGGAAACACGGAAAUUGGCCGCAUGGUCAUGGAGCUAUUCGCAGAUGUUGUUCCAAGGACAAGCGAAAAUUUCAGACAAUUUUGUACCGGCGAGUACAGAAAAGACGGCGUACCAAUGGGCUUCAAAGGCUCUCCUUUCCACAGAGUUAUCAAAGAUUUCAUGAUUCAGGGUGGAGAUUUUGUGAACGGCGACGGUACAGGGGUUAUGAGCAUUUACGGUGGAGCAUCUUUUGCUGAUGAAAACUUCAACCUGAAACACGACUCCCCAGGCCUUCUUUCUAUGGCCAACAGUGGUAAGGACACAAACGGUUGCCAAUUUUUCGUCACCUGUGCAAAGUGCAACUUUUUGGAUGGAAAGCAUGUGGUGUUUGGGAAAGUCAUCGAUGGAAUGCUAGUUAUGAGAAAGGUCGAAAAUGUGCCCAUUGGUCCGAACAAUAAGCCAAAGAUUCCAGUGACCAUAACGCAAUGUGGACAAAUGUAAAGAUUGCCCUGCCACAACUUUUUGUAACGUUCCAUUGCUAAAUAAUAUUUUAACUGUAAAAAACUGCA